AUGGGCCCUUCUAUGUUACCCACUUUUAACGAAAUAGGCGAUGUCGUAGCUCAAGAACACAUUAGUCCACGACUAGGCCUUUUAGAAAUCGGCGAUGUGGUUGUAUGCGUGUCGCCCACGACACCCGGAAGGUCUGUAUGUAAACGGAUAUUAGGCAUGCCCGGUGAUUACAUUUGCGUCGAUCCAACAGAAAGAAAUCGAAGAUACUUGACGGUACCUCGAGGCCACGUCUGGCUUCAAGGCGAUAAUAUGAGUAAUUCUACGGAUUCUCGAUCAUAUGGACCUGUUCCGUAUGCCUUGAUACGUGGUAGAGUUUUUGCAAAG
Messenger RNA from Ambispora leptoticha, 324 nucleotides. Lineage: Eukaryota; Fungi; Glomeromycota; Glomeromycetes; Archaeosporales; Ambisporaceae. The record is from the annotation of a GenBank genome assembly.